This is a messenger RNA of Ilex paraguariensis (yerba mate), 1079 nucleotides long. The record is from the annotation of a GenBank genome assembly. Lineage: Eukaryota; Viridiplantae; Streptophyta; Magnoliopsida; Aquifoliales; Aquifoliaceae.
AUGAUGGAUAAAAGCUGUAAUUUGUCUGGUGACUCUACUACUAAUACAUGUUCAAGUAGUAGCAGUGGUGUUAAUAACAGAGAUCGAUGCCUCAAACACGUCAAUAAAAUCUCUCUGAAGAUCUCUAAACCCUCACAUGGCGUCAGGAAGUCAACUUUUGAUGAGCAUCAUCAACCAUCCGAACCCCAACGAGAAGAUCAAGAUCAAACGCAAACGCAAUCACAGCCGCAGCAUAUGCAACAACAGCAGCAGCAGCAGAAUCAGCCCCCGGUGUAUAAUAUCAACAAGAGCGACUUCCGCGACGUCGUUCAGAAGCUCACUGGCUCGCCAGCGCACGAGCGGUUCUCUACUCCUCCGCCGAUACAGCCACCGAAACCCCCUAGCUCUCGCCUUCAGCGGAUCCGCCCUCCACCCCUCGCGCAAUUUAGCAACCGCCCCCCUCCCAUGCUAAUCUCCGCCGCCCUACCACCAAACCCUAACAAUCCCACCUACGCCGCCACCAAUGUUAACUUCACCUCCAGUCAGCGCCCAAUACAGCCUCUGUCUCCUCUACCGCCGUUCCCGUCGGUGCAUGCGGCGGCGGAAUCGCCGAUCUCCGCCUACAUGCGGUUCCUUCAGAGCUCAAUCUCCGCCGUCGAUUCGGAUCCAAAGCGGUACUCGGGACUCUUGCCUUUAGCUCCACUAGCUUCGCCUCGAUGGAACAAUCUUGCUCAAACUCAACCGCCUCAGUAUCGGCAGCAGAACAUUCCUCCAUCGAUCACUUCUGCUCCUAUGGCUUUACCGCAGUUUCCAAUGCCGCCAUCUUCCCCGCUUCCAUUCGGUUGCUUGCCGUCGCCACGGUCGCCUUACCCUUUACUGUUUUCGCCGACGGGGCAAUUUGGAUUUCAGCAACUGCCUCUGUCGCCGACACUGCCGGUAACGAGCCCUACGUGGAAAGGUCUUUAAGGUUCUUCAUGAAUUACACACCACUGUUACAAAGUUAAACACCGCAUCAUCAAGAAGCUCCCUUCGUAAAGAAAGCAUCUUCAAGCUGAGAGAUCGAUAUAGAGAGAGAUGAGGGAAUUAAACAUCAUAUGUCG